UUAUACGGUAUCGUCUCUGUUAGUGAUACUCCUUUUCAUGAAUUCACACACGUAAUUAAAGCUGGGCAAUCAUAGAAAUUAUAUGUUGAAACAUGACUAUUUCGUCGGAAUCAUUUACUUACCUUGCUUGUGCAGGAGUUUGCAUGCAACUCCUGACUUAAUCCGAGUUUGUAUACACGUGUUUCGUUUGGGUUGUUGGCUAUCCUGGACAGUUAUUGUUUUGUCCGAUUGUUUAUAGUAUGGUUGUGCGUGGAUUUGUGUAUGGUUAUUAGUGCACUUAACUUUUGAAGUGAUUGUAUAAACUUUUUGUAUGUAUGCCUCCGAACAUUAACGUCCGUUUGAAAGCAGGAUGGCAGAUACAGAUCGUUACGGGAAAGUGAGAAUGUCAGUGGACCAGUCACAAAGUUUAGAUUCAAUCGCCACCAAACGUAGAAGUAGUUCCCGUUCGAUAAAACGACGUCGGUUUGAUGAUGAGCUUGUGGAAUCCAGUCUUGGGACUGCGGGCUCCUUGGGAAAAGUGGCAAGAGCUCGAGCCCAGUCAAUAUCCAGCCCUGGAUUAGAGGCAAUGAGUUCUGCUGCGACUACUCCGGCCAGUACUGUCACUCCUUCCUCGACUGUGUCCGUGCCAACCGAAAAUCGGCAGAGGCGUACGGGCGGUUCGGCCAGUGGACGCACAGGGGGCUCAGCCGGUAGUCGUCGCAAUAAGAGGCCGCGUCAUUCCCAUUCAGUCGCCACGAAGGAUCUCGGUCGUUGGAAGCCUACUGAUGAUCUUGCUCUGAUUACCAAUGUUCAGCUGACCAGUGAUUUGCGUACAGUGCACCGAGCUACUAAGUUCUCGUGCCGCUUCACUGUGCAAGAAAUCCAGCAGCGCUGGUACGCCUUACUGUAUGACCAAGCUGUCUCACGUGUCGCUGUGGCUGCCAUGCGAAAUCUCCACCCUGAAAUCGUAGCAGCUGUUCGCAGCCGUGCUCUUUUUAGCAAGGCUGAAGAGCAGUUGCUGCAGACCAUUAAAUCGGCUUCAAAUCCCACAAUUGACGUAUUUCAAGAAUUGCUGGAGCAAAAUGCCCAAGUAUUUUAUCCAGCACGGACAGCAAAGUCACUUUACAAUCACUGGAACUUGAUGAAGCAGUAUCAUCUCCUACCUGAUCAGACUGUUCAAGCUGUUCCAAGGGGUGAGCAUGUGUUAAACUUCUCAGAUGCUGAAGAUCUGAUACAAGAUGGUGAUCUAGGAGAUCCUCCAGAUGAGGCAGUCGAAUUUGAAUUAGCGAGGUCCGAUAGGUUGAUUAAGAAAGAAAUCCGUUCUCUGGAGAAUGAGAUGGGAAACUGGCAAGUUCUUGUAGACUCAGUAACUGGUAUUAGUCCUCCCGAUUUUGACAAUCAAACCUUAGCUGUUUUGCGUGGACGGCUUGUAAGAUAUCUAAUGAGAUCUCGAGAAAUUACAAUGGGUCGAACAACGAAAGACAGCAGUGUGGACGUAGAUCUUUCGUUGGAGGGCCCAGCGUGGAAGAUAUCUCGACGACAGGGUACCAUUAGGUUACGGAACAAUGGAGAUUUUUUCCUGUCUAGUGAGGGGAAAAGGCCGAUAUACGUCGAUGGCAGACCGAUACUUGCAGGCAAUAAGUAUCGACUGAACAACAAUUCUGUUAUUGAAAUUGCGGGUCUUCGCUUCAUCUUCCUUGUUAACCAGGAGCUGAUCAACGUGAUUCGCCAUGAGGCAGCUAGACUCAAUCUCCAGCCAUAAUAAUUUAUUGUGUGUGUGUGUGUGUGUGUGUGUGUGUGUGUGUG
Molecule: messenger RNA, 1785 nt
Organism: Schistocerca piceifrons (Central American locust)
Lineage: Eukaryota; Metazoa; Arthropoda; Insecta; Orthoptera; Acrididae
Gene: Rcd5
Product: microspherule protein 1
Exons: 10
Coding region: 350-1741 (463 amino acids)
Biological process (GO): positive regulation of transcription by RNA polymerase II
Cellular component (GO): Ino80 complex; NSL complex; MLL1 complex
Molecular function (GO): G-quadruplex RNA binding; protein binding
Source: RefSeq, a predicted model, not a curated record